AUGGGGCUGAAAUUGCAUGCCUUAUGUGGAAAUCGACCUUUAGCUACUGUCUAUGCACAGGCCAAGGUAGCGGAUAGUAACGGUGAGGGCGGAGAAACUCCAUACUAUGCAAUCCUGGGCAGAAAAGCAAACAGCAACACAAGACAUGGACCUAGGCUUAUUGAUGGUAUAAUGUAUUGCUCUACGACUAACUCGCGACAGCGUCUCCUCGGCUUUCGAGGUGAAGUCUCUGAGGGCGUCCAAGAGUUGCCUAACAGGAAAACAUCCUCCACAAAGAGACAGGGCUAG
Parastagonospora nodorum SN15 is the source of this 288-nucleotide messenger RNA. RefSeq lists its product as hypothetical. Lineage: Eukaryota; Fungi; Ascomycota; Dothideomycetes; Pleosporales; Phaeosphaeriaceae. The transcript is spliced from 4 exons. The coding region runs from base 1 to 288 and encodes 95 amino acids. The record is from RefSeq and is a predicted model, not a curated record.